AUGGGCAUGAGCACGCUGAUGCUGAACUCCUUCCUGAAGGCAGAGACACAAACAAGACGGCUGCUACGCUGUAGUUUUAGAGGCCGCUGGAGCAACGUCUACAAGCUGCCGUACAACUGGAUCGGCACCGGGCACGUGGUGUACCGCGGCGCCUUUUACUACAACCGCGCCUUCACCAAGAACAUCAUCAAGUACGACCUGAAGGAGCGGUACGUGGCCGGCUGGGCGCUGCUCCACGACGUGGUCUACGAGGACGCGACGCCCUGGAAGUGGAGAAAAAAAACGGACAUCGACUUCGCCGUGGACGAGAGCGGGCUCUGGGUCAUCUCCCCCGCCGUGGACUACGACUACUCCCAGCAGGAGGUGAUCGUCCUCAGCCGCCUCGACCCCGCGGACCUCUCCAUGCGGAGGGAGACCACGUGGAAGACGGGGCUGAAGCGCAACGCCUACGGCAACUGCUUCAUCGUCUGCGGCAUCCUCUACGCCGUGGACACCUACAGCCAGAAGGAGGGGCAGAUCUCCUACGCCUUCGACACCCACACGGACACCGAGGCAGACCUCAGGCUGCCCUUCCUCAACCAGUACGCCUUCACCACGCAGGUUGACUACAACCCCAAGGAGAAGGUGCUCUACGCCUGGGACAACGGCCAUCAGAUGACCUACAGGCUCCACUUCGUGGUGUGAGCGCCCGGCCGGGUCCUGCCCUCGCCGCCGUGCACCGAGCCCGGCCGGGAC
Struthio camelus australis is the source of this 735-nucleotide messenger RNA. The record is from RefSeq and is a predicted model, not a curated record. Lineage: Eukaryota; Metazoa; Chordata; Aves; Struthioniformes; Struthionidae.